Messenger RNA from Psilocybe cubensis, 1794 nucleotides. RefSeq lists its product as uncharacterized. Gene Ontology annotation, biological process: malate metabolic process; pyruvate metabolic process. The transcript is spliced from 7 exons. Gene Ontology annotation, molecular function: NAD binding; malate dehydrogenase (decarboxylating) (NAD+) activity. NCBI's taxonomy places the organism in Eukaryota, Fungi, Basidiomycota, Agaricomycetes, Agaricales, Agrocybaceae. The record is from RefSeq and is a predicted model, not a curated record. The coding region runs from base 1 to 1794 and encodes 597 amino acids. Gene Ontology annotation, cellular component: mitochondrion.
AUGGCUGCUCUCAACGUUCACAAACCCGCAAACCUCAUACCCGCCCUCCGCAUAGCCCUGCGCGGGCACGCUCUCCUCGAGAACCCACGGUUCAACAAAGGAACCGGGUUCACACUCAAAGAGCGGAAAACCUUCGGACUGGAGGGGCGGCUUCCGUAUAGGACAAACAGCCUCGACGAGCAAUGUGAGCGCGCGUACGCACAGCUCAAUCAGCGGGACACCCCGAUACGCAAGAACACGUUUUUACAGAGUUUGAAAGAUCAGAACUGGGUGCUGUAUUACUCGCUGCUGGCGCGUCACCUCAAGGAGCUGAUCCCCAUUAUCUAUACGCCCACUGAAGCAGAGGCUAUCGCAUCCUACUCCCAUGUUUUUCGUAGAAGCGAUGGAUUAUUCUUGUCGUACCCUGAUGAAGAUAUUAUGGAGGAGAUGUUUCUCGAGCAGACUCGCGGACGCGAUAUUGAAUUGAUUGUGGUUACAGAUGCAGAGGCUAUCCUCGGCAUUGACGCGUCUAGUCUUAUUGGUGGAAUCGAUCCGUCCAAGUCUCUCAGCGUCACACUAGACGUGGGUACGAACAACGAGGACCUUCUGAAUGAUCCUCUGUACGUGGGUUGGCCAGAGAGGCGCAUUCGAGGAGAAGAUUAUGACAGAUUUGUCGACAAAUUUGUUCAACUUGUUCGGAAAUACCAUCCUCAUUGUCUUUUGCACUUCGAGGACUUCGGAGUAACCAAUGCACACCGGAUUCUUGACCGAUACCGUGACACUCAUGCGGUAUUUAACGAUGAUAUUCAGGGGACGGGGGCUGUAACCCUUGCUUGUAUAAUGUCAGCAAUCCGUGUCUCCAGCCGAGGUCGCGAAUCUGCUUCAUCGCCCACUAAAAAGAAGCUCUCCGACCAGCGCUACAUACUUUUCGGCGCAGGCUCUGCGGGCAUGGGCAUCGCAGUGCAGCUGCGCGACGCCAUCGUCUCCGCCGACGGGCUCUCCCGCGCCGAAGCCAAUCGGCUUUUCUGGAUGAUCGACCGCGUUGGACUCCUACACGAGAACCUGAGGGACCAAAGCGUCACUGAACAUACGCGAGAGUUUGUCAGGCCAGCUGAUGAGGGUUGGGGAGAGGAUGAGGAGCAUGUCUCACUUUUGCAGGUUGUGAAGAAGGUUAGGCCGACGGUGUUGAUUGGAUGUUCGACCUCUGCGGGCGCGUUCUCAAAGGAGGUUGUUGAGGCGAUGAUGGAUGGGUUGGAUGAGGGUGCUCAUCCGAUCAUCUUACCACUGUCGAACCCUAGCCGGUUGGCUGAGGCGGUACCGAAAGAUUUGAUGCAUUGGACCAAUGGAAGAGCACUUAUCGCCACGGGGAGCCCCUUUGAGAGCGUCAAGAUGAAGGUUGAUGGGAAGGACAUGGAAUUUUUUAUUGCAGAGUGCAAUAAUGCACUGAUAUACCCCGGGCUCGGAUUUGGAUCUAUAUUGUCAAAUUCGAGGAAAGUGACAGAUACCAUGCUUAUUGCAGGAGCCAAGCGCCUAGCAGCGCUUUCCCCUGCUAUCAGCAGUACAGAUGAUGGAGAGUAUAAUGGUGCAUCACUGCUACCCGACUUUGGAGAUUCCCCUCAGGUGAAUUUUGAAGUUGGAGUCACCGUUGCAGAACAGGCUGUUCGAGAGGGUACCUCUACAGCUGAUUGGUCUGGAAGUACGGACGAGGAAAGGGAGAAGGCUGUCCAAGAAGUGCGCAGGAGAGCAGAGAAGAUGGUAUGGGUUCCGAUAUAUCCAGAGUACAUUUAUGACCCAAGUGGCUUGAACGAUGCGUAA